GGGCCUGGGAGCCAGCCUAUUGACAUCGACCACCCUCGCCACCAUCCGACAUCCGCCCAUCAACCUCAAGACAAGAUGACCCGUCUAUACGUCAAAGGUCGAGUACUUGGCUACACCCGAGGAAAACGUAACCAGAAGCCAACCUCAUCCCUGGUCCAGCUCGAGGGUGUCUCAAACAAGGAGGAAGCGGCUUUCUACCUGGGAAAGCGAAUCGCUUAUGUUUACCGCGCCCAGCGAGAAAUCAAGGGCUCGAAGGUCCGAAUCAUUUGGGGCAAAGUAACUCGAUCGCACGGUAACUCGGGUGUAGUUCGAGGGAAAUUUUCAACGAACCUUCCUCCAAGAUGCUUCGGUGCCUCUUGCCGAGUCAUGUUGUACCCCUCCCGCAUUUGAAGGCUUCCUAUGUUUCUUCAGCUCAUGGCGGCUCGUCCGGGUGUAAAAACAAAUCAUGAGCAAGAUCGUCGUUUAUUUUCCUGAGACCAGCUUGAAUCGUGGCAUCCAACGGAGCUAUAGUCGUGAACCUGAUUUGUGAUUUCGAGAGAUUAUGUUCCUUUCAAAUACAUUACGACACGGUUGAAAGCCUUCCAAUGACAACCCUAUACAUGCGCUAGAUCUGGUCCGGUGGACUGAAACAUAAUACAAUGAGCCCGCCACUUCUCGAUGAUCUGCACCCAACUAUGUAGAUGGAGGAUUCGCAGCAUCGUCACGGGUUCUUAGAACAGAAUCUUGAAUAAACCAGCAAUUGAAAGUAAAAUCUAGUUGCGGCAGAGCUAAAUUGUUGAUUACUGCUUACAAACUUCAGAAAGCUGUACACAGC
Molecule: messenger RNA, 814 nt
Organism: Puccinia graminis f. sp. tritici CRL 75-36-700-3
Lineage: Eukaryota; Fungi; Basidiomycota; Pucciniomycetes; Pucciniales; Pucciniaceae
Product: 60S ribosomal protein L33
Exons: 3
Coding region: 76-390 (104 amino acids)
Biological process (GO): ribosomal large subunit biogenesis; cytoplasmic translation
Cellular component (GO): cytosolic large ribosomal subunit; ribosome
Molecular function (GO): structural constituent of ribosome
Source: RefSeq, a predicted model, not a curated record